Molecule: messenger RNA, 1893 nt
Organism: Osmia bicornis bicornis
Lineage: Eukaryota; Metazoa; Arthropoda; Insecta; Hymenoptera; Megachilidae
Gene: Sbp2
Exons: 6
Coding region: 165-1748 (527 amino acids)
Biological process (GO): selenocysteine incorporation
Cellular component (GO): ribonucleoprotein complex
Molecular function (GO): ribonucleoprotein complex binding; selenocysteine insertion sequence binding; mRNA 3'-UTR binding
Source: RefSeq, a predicted model, not a curated record
UUUAUAUACCCCAGUAACUGACGCACAUUCUGCGUAGUUGACAGUGAAGGGUACUUGUAAUAAUUAUGACAGUAUUUCUGAUAUAUAUACCAACGUCAUUGAACUCUUAACACUUGAUGAACACACGGUGAAACAUCUUGUGACUAUAUAUUGAAUACGGAGUAAUGCGGAGAUCACAUAUUGAUAAUAUGACAUGGUCAUUCCAUAUAAGCGAAAAUGGUACUUCCGAUAAUCAGUGGCCAGAACUUGAUCAAAAGAAUCAGGUCAAACAUCCAACACGUAAGAAGGACUUAGUUCUUAAAGAGAAUGAUAAAAUUAUAAAUUUGGACGAUGUAGAGUAUCCUGAACUUGGCGAGACAAGUGCUAAGGGUAGAAAUUCAGUUGUGUCAAGGAAAUAUUGUUUGCCAAAUCCUGAUAUAAAAAUUAUAGUACCUAUGGAAGAUAACGCAGAGUCAAAGCAGUCAAAGUCUCUGAAACGUUAUAAAAGAACAGAUAAGAUCUGCAUUAAUCUUCAAGAAGCUUUAGAGAAUACUAGGUGCACGAAUAGAAUAUCUAACAAAGACCUUCCCAGAUUAAAAAUUAACUUGUACAAGGGAAAUCUUGGUAUAAUAGCACCGGGUCUAUCAGACCGAAACAAGGAUUCUGAUUUUAGAAAAGUUAGAAUAUGUAUCUCAAAGGAUAAAAAGCCAUCAAAGUUGAAGAAGAUCAUUUUACUGAAUCGUGAUAUCAAAGCUCAGAUCAAUAUACGAAAACGAGAGGAUUUCGAACGCGCCAAGAUGGAAGCCGUAUGCAAAGACGUAGAUACAAUCAACUUCAAUGCUUUAAGAAUCACAACAGACCCACAGACAGAUCCAAAUUAUGUGAGAAGAAUGUGUACCAUGACACUGUACGAUAAAGAUUAUAGAGACCCAAAUACAGAGGAUGUGUUUGAAAGCUACAUGUAUUAUAGUCCAGAUAUAAUCGAUCAGAUAAACAAUCUUCACAUUCAGAACAGGCUCUUGCCAAAUAGAUUAGUUGAAAAUAACAACAGAAAUGAUCUCCCUCCGCUAGAUAGUAAUAUAAUCGAAAAUGAGAUUGUCCCGAAAACUCUUUCCCUCGAAUUAAAAGACGACAUUAAAGAAGAAAUUAAAGAAGAAAGUAGUAGCGCAAAAACGGAAGACACAAAUAUCGUAACACAUUCGCGCAGUUUUAGAGAAUAUUGUACAAAUAUGCUGACAAAAAGCUUAAACGAAAGUCUUGAACAAUUUUUAGGGGAAAUCGUCAGACUUCAAAAGAGAUUUCACGAGAAAAACCCGAACAAGUCUAAGUACAAACGUCGCUAUUAUGCUGGUUUAAGGGAGGUUUGCAAACAGAUUGAAUUAAACAAGAUUAAAUUUGUGAUUAUUGCUCCUGAUAUUGAGAAAACUGAUCUUGAGGGCGGAUUGGAUGAUCAAGUUGAUAAAUUGCUCGAUACGUGCAGAAAGCAAAACGUAGUUUAUUGUUUCGGAUUAAGAAGACGAAAAUUAGGAUAUUAUAUUCAUGGAAGAGGACUGGUAGGAUGUAUUGGUAUUGCAAAUUACGGAGGAACUGAGAUGCUUUUUAAAAACGUUUUGACGGAAUUGGUGCAAGCGCGAAACGCAUUCAAACAAUUGAGCGGCACUCCGGAAGCCAUUAUCGAUGUAUCGAAAGUGCUUCCGGAAGAUUACUUGCCCUCGGAAAGCGUUAACACCCUCUUGAAAGCUUUAUCUCCUCUCGGCAUGUACAGCUGACCGGAAGAGAUAAAAAAAUGCAUUUAUUCGCAUUCGUUUUGCAGUUAUUAUCAAUUUUCAAAUACUUAUAAUUAGUACUCUGUAUAGUUUUUUUUAAUGUUUUAUAUAUGUUACUGGAUGUUAAUAAAAUAACGUUACCGGGGUA